Papilio xuthus (Asian swallowtail) is the source of this 1537-nucleotide messenger RNA. RefSeq names its product tetratricopeptide repeat protein 5. Bases 125 to 1477 code for a protein of 450 amino acids. The record is from RefSeq and is a predicted model, not a curated record. Gene Ontology annotation, molecular function: protein binding. The transcript is spliced from 8 exons. Lineage: Eukaryota; Metazoa; Arthropoda; Insecta; Lepidoptera; Papilionidae.
UUAUUUUUACAAUAAUUUGGGUUUGGUUUUGCAAGAUUGUAUUUUGUAUUGAUAUUUCAAUUGCAUCCGCUAUAUGGGAAUUGUGGGCUUGUAAUUGAAAAUCGCAAUUGUGGAAAAAUACAAAAUGUCUGUAGACUCUGAUGAAAAAGUUGAGUUAGAAAAUGUAACAGAGAUCAUUGAUCGUCUUACGCAUGAACUCCGAGAAUUGUAUGAAUUUAGAGAUCUAUUCUUUGAAAACCAUCCUCUUGAACUGGCAACUGAAAAAAAUAAGUUGGUAGAAGAGAAAAAGAAUUUGCUUGUGGAAAAAUUUGAAGCUAUAGAUGUUGACACACAAAUCCCCUUUUCUAUGCGAGCCCAAUUUCUCUAUUUAAAAGGUAGAUGUUACAACAUCAGUCCUGUGUAUGACUCUAAAGCGUCGCAAUGUCUCAGCAAGUCAGUAAAAUUGAACCCAAGUCUCGGAGCUGCGUGGAAUGAAUUAGGGGAAUGUUAUUGGAAAAAUAUGAAUGUCAAAGAUGCCAAAGCUAGCUUUGAAGGUGCACUGAAACAUGAACGGAAUCGUCUCUCUCUUCGUUGCCUCUCAAUAAUUCUCCGACAAGAAAGUGGUAACAGAAAACGUAAUGAAGCAACUGCUCUAUUAUUGAACAGUGUUGAAAUGGCUAAAGAGGCUGUAGCCCAGGAUAUCAAAGAUGGUACAUCAUGGAUGGUACUGGGCAAUGCAUAUCUAUGCCAAUUCUUUACCGUAGCACAGGAUCCUGCUACAUUAAAAUUAUGUAUGAGUGCUUAUAAGCAAGCUUGGUUGGACCCAAUAGCAAGGGGGCAGCCUGAUUUGUAUUAUAAUAAAGGAAUUGCUUUAAAAUAUGAGGAGAUAUAUAACGAGGCACUCCAGAACUUUGAUCAUGCAUGUCGGCUGGACCCACUUUGGGAACCCCCACAAUUGGAACGCACGAAACUGGCUAAUUAUUUAAAGGAUACAAAUGAAUUAGUGCGCACACGGGGUAAAUUGAAGACUAAACGAUUGACACAAUUGGUGCAGAGUAUGGAUAAGAAGAUGUUAGGUGCAUACAGUCCAGGCACAUUCCACACAUUCGGGUCUCGUCGUGACGUCACGUUGGAGUUGUGCAAGUUGGAUAACUUGGUGGAAGGUGUCAAUGAAGGCAAAGUGGUGCUUGGCAGAGUGGUCGGAUCUAUACACAAUGAGAAUGCUGUACCUUUUACAUUCGCGAUAGUUGAUGAGAGUUUAACGUGCGUGUGUGUGACUGUAUACAACUGGGCGGAUGGACGUGGAGCCAUCAUUGGUGACUGUGUCACUAUACCGGAACCUUAUAUGACUACGCACAAACAUGAGUCUGAUUUAGCGACGUACAAUUUCAAAUCAUUAAGACUCAACAAUCCGAUGCUAUUAUUGGUUAACGGAAAGAGGGUAGGGAGAAAUCAAUUUGCCUGCACGCGUGUAACCAGCACAUAUGAAUUGCACUGACUAGCAAAACAGUUGAGGGAUCUGAAAUUAUAAUAAAAUAGAUAUUAAAAUAUCUAUUUC